Serinus canaria (Common canary) is the source of this 2909-nucleotide messenger RNA. Its product is annotated as olfactory receptor 10AC1-like. NCBI's taxonomy places the organism in Eukaryota, Metazoa, Chordata, Aves, Passeriformes, Fringillidae. The transcript is spliced from 2 exons. The coding region runs from base 295 to 1296 and encodes 333 amino acids. The record is from RefSeq and is a predicted model, not a curated record. Gene Ontology annotation, biological process: G protein-coupled receptor signaling pathway. Gene Ontology annotation, cellular component: membrane. Gene Ontology annotation, molecular function: G protein-coupled receptor activity; olfactory receptor activity.
UCUGCAGCAAGGCAGAAAGUACAGCUCUGUAACAUGCUGCAGACUCAAGACAUGCAAACACUAAUGCCAACGUGCAGCUUUUAAUAAUCUGUUAUGAAUUUGGCUGUAAGCUGAUGCAAUGGAAGUGCUGGGAACCUGAAAGGUGUGGGCUAGAGGAGGAAGUACGGAGUCGCUUUGACAUGCAUAUUCUCAUCCUCUGCUGCUUGUUGUUUGUCUGGUUGCUGUGUGUUCUGGCACUGGGCUGCACUGCUCACUCCAGCUAGCACUCCCCUCUUGGGGAGCCGUGUUUUGGAGAUGCUGUGUGAAGGCUGCAUAGAGAGGGACAAUGUGAGCAGUAGCGCAACCAUGGAGUUCCUCCUGCUCGGCUUCUCCGAGCUGCUCCAUCUGCGGGUCCUGCUCUUCCUCACCUUCCUCAUUGUUCAUUUGGUCACACUGGCAGGGAACGCCGUGAUCUUCGUGGCCGUGCUGAUGGAGCCCUCACGUCCCCCUAUGCUUUUCUUCCUCGGCCAACUCUCUGCCGUGGAGCUCUGCUACACUUUAGUCAUCGUGCCCAAGGCGCUGCUCGUCCUGGCAGCGGGCGGCAGCCCCAUCUCCGUGCCGGGCUGUGCCGCCCAGAUGCACCUCUUCGUGGCCCUCGGCGGGGCCGAGUGCUUCCUGCUGGCAGCCAUGGCCUACGACCGCUACGUGGCCGUCUGCCAGCCCCUGCGCUACGCCGCCCUCAUGGAGGGGCUGGGCCCCCGCCUGGCUCUGGCCUGCGCCCUCGGAGCCUUCGCCGUGGCCCUGGGCCUGACGGUGGCCGUGUUCCGCCUGCCCUUCUGCCAGCCCCGCCGCAUCGACCACUUCUUCUGCGACGUGCCCGCCGUGCUGCGCCGGGCCUGCGCGGGGGGCGACGCCGCCCAGCUGGCCCUGAUGGCGGCCUGCCUGCUCCUCCUGCUGCUCCCCUUCCUCCUCAUCCUGGCCUCCUACCUCUGCAUCGCUGUGGCUUUGUCAGGCGCCGCCUCCCCCGUGGGAAGGGGCAAGGCCUUUUCCACCUGCCUUUCGCACCUGGCCAUCACCUUACUGCACUACGGCUGCGCCACCUUCGUCUACAUUCGUCCCAAGUCCAGUUACUCGCCGGCUCGGGACAAGGUGGUGUCUCUGGUCUACACCAAUGUUACUCCUUUAAUGUAUCCCCUCAUUUAUAGCCUGAGGAACAAGGAAAUCAGAGGGAUCCUCAGGAAAAUGCUGAGGAGGAAGAAAAUAGGUGAACUGGGAUGCUAUCAGAGUUGUGAUGUGUGCGUGUGUGGUAAAUUUUAGUAGAACAAAGGCAUGCUUGUUGGAAAACAGCCCCAUAACCAGAUCACCAUAGGCUUCACUAAGGCAAAUAUCCAGGCAGAAUUCUACAUGCAUCACUACAUUUAUGAGAAAAAGAUAUCUCUGCUCAAAAAAAUCCCCAACAUGACGCUUGAUCUAAAGGAAAAUGCUUCAGUGAGUUGUGAGGACGAAGAGCUUUGAUCUGUCACUGGUCUCGCUUCUCUGAUCACAAACAUAUUCAGGCUUACAUACAUAGUCAUCCCAGCACAAUCAGAAGAUCAACACAAAAAUUUUUAAAGCUAAUAAACCAAUAUUAAAGUAUUGGUUUUGUUAUUCUUCUAUCAAGAUGAUAGUAGAAAUUGGGUAGUCAGUACAAAUUUUAGACUGGUAAGUUUAGCAGCACAAUAAAUCUAUUUGGGGCUUAAAGGAAUGUUAGAAGAAGAAAAUCCAUGGUGAGAAAGAAAGGUAAAAUAGCUGUGGUUUCCUCCAAAUUUAGUAGAAGGCUGCACUCUGGCAUCUCGUGACAAAUGGAAAGAUUGUUAGUGUAAACUCAUCUAACCUUAAAUUAUUCUACGUAUUGAAAGUUAAAAUGCCAACAGUCUAACAAGAGUAUGACUUUGCUCUGCCUGUUUUGCAGGAAGCAAAACAUAUUUCCUUUUACAGGGAGAUGCUUUAGGUUUGGAUUUUUCCUAUGGUAACACAAAGGCAAAGAUACUUGUUUUAUCAUGUGACUUUCACCAGCAAAGACUACAUCAUAUAAAUAUGAACGCCUGGGGAGUGCUGAGAUCUGUAAUUGUAAAAGUAAUAAUGCUGCUGCCACAGUUACUGAAAUUUCUUCAGCAAAACCAGUGAGAGUUACAGCACAGGCUGUACUUCAGCAGUCAUAAGAUUCUGAAAGGUGCAAAGCAGUGGUAUUUUAUGAGUUUCCUAUGUGUAGGAGGAAUGGGAUGAUUCAGACAAAUUAGAGAUGAUCAAUUUUGGCAGGAAGAGGGGGGGAAAGAACCAACCUAAUUAUUUUAUUUAAUAAUUCCCUCCCCCGUGUCUCUUUAAAGGCCAUAGAGACCCCAUGAUUCAAAACCCACCUCUUACACAGAAAAUUGCUGAGAAAAAAUUACAAUGUUUGCUUCUGUUCCUCUGCCUAAUCCAAAGGAAUUUCAGCACCCCAGCUGCCCUCAACUCUGUCGCUGGGCAGACUGAGAGAGCAGAGUGGUAUUUGCUUUCUCUGGGCUAUAAUCAUUAAAAAUUAUGGUAAGUGGAUUUGACAAAUAUAAGAAAUUGGCACUGUCACUAAGGAAGUUAACUUGGAGCCUUCUGACAAAAGAGAAAUAUGGAAUUUAAAACUGACAUUAAAAGCUGUCUUCAAGUUCAGAGUCUAGCCUGCCUAAAACAUUAACACAGAAUAUUGGCUCUCAAGUCAAUGAAUACCUAAUUACUCUGUGGGCAAACACUUAGCUGCAUUAUUUAAAAUUAUCAAAGUUGCAGUGAACAUUUUAAUCACCUGCCAGCUCUUCCAAAAGUGAGAAGGGGAGGGUCACAAUGAGAGAACACUAUGUACUAAUAGAGAAGUACUUCAGAAUUACAUUAGAGAAAUACUUUGAAUCAAAUACUAUUAAGUA